UACCUAAUCCAGUUGUUUGGUUCUUUAGUGGUAGCAUGACAGUACAUUUGCCUCUAUGUGUGUUUGAAACUUAGCCUUUGGACAUGUUUAAUGUGUUGAUCAUCCACUUGGUGUUGGAAAUAUAGUUAUAAAAAUAUAGAUAAAAUUAUUUUGUGUCCUUAUGUUAUUCUGUUUGGCCCUGUUAAGAAAGGGGUACACUUUUGUAGUAUGGUAUUAUUAUGGUGACUGGUUUACAUUGAAAGUACCUCAUUGGCACAUAAACCUAUAGGGAAGAGUGAAUCAUUAAUGGUUAUGACUAUUUGAGAAUAGGGUUUAGCUCAAGGUUGGGCUUCUCUCCUUGAAACAAGCUUUGCCUUGGGCCCUAGAGACCCUCGGAAACUUUGAAGUGUCAGGGGAUUCAAAGAGGGCUUUGACCUUGAGUGGAACUCUACCCUUAGUCUCUAACCCAUUGAUAUUCAUUACUCCUUUUGGGUUUUGUGUUUAAUGACAACGAAAGUGUUUUAAUGUAAAUAUUUACCACACAUAACCACCACAUUAGUAUGACCUUUCAUAAUAUUUAAGUACUGUUAGUUGCUAUAUUUUAUUUUGUCAUUUUACUCACAUAUUUCAUGUAUGAUUGUAUGUAUAGAAUAUUAUUUUUAAUGACUUUAUCUCUUUCUUUUGAACAUGUACAACUAUUGGGCCUGCUGAGUUCUCAAGAAACUCAGGCCCAAACCCGCAUCAUGCACCUGAAAUUUGGAGCCUAUUGCUGUCCCUUCCAGCUGAUUAUUGGGCCUAGCUCUUUCAGGACCAAACCAGAGACAUUAUGAUAUGGAGGCCAUGAUCGAUCAUCUUUUCAAGUAUAUGAACGGUUCAGAAAGGUAAGCGGGAAUAAGAGGGAUUGAGUUGAUGGAUAGGGAAGAGACAAGAAAGAAUAAGUUGAUCAAAAGGGAAUCUGCUGUGUCUAUGGGUACUGCGACAGAGCAAAACUCUGUUGAUUGGAGAGGAAGACCUUGCAAACCCAACAAACAUGGUGGCAUGACUGCUGCUAUCUUUGUAUUGUGCCUUCAGGCAUUCGAAAUGAUGGGCAUUGCAGCUGUUGGGAACAAUCUAAUAACCUAUGUCUUCAAUGAGAUGCACUUCCCUCUCUCAAAGUCAGCUAACAUAGUCACAAAUUUCAUUGGAACUGUUUUCCUCCUCUCCCUUUUUGGUGGCUUUCUCUCCGAUUCUUAUCUUGGCAGCUUUUGGACUAUGUUGAUCUUUGGCUUUGUCGAACUCUCUGGGUUUAUUCUAUUGGCAGUGCAAGCACAUGUGCCACAGCUAAGGCCGCCAAAGUGUGAUAUGAUGUUAAGCAAAGGGCAGUGCAUGGAAGCAAAGGGAUAUAAGGCUAUGAUCUUCUUUGUUGCACUCUACUUGGUUGCUUUAGGCAGCGGCUCUUUGAAACCUAAUAUAAUCUCUCAGGGUGCUGACCAAUUCAAGAAAGAUGAUUCCAAGCAAUCCAAGAAGCUAUCUACUUACUUCAACUUUGCCUAUUUUGCUUUUUGUACUGGGGAGCUUGUUGCUCUAACACUUGUUGUUUGGGUGCAAACUCACUACGGAAUGGACGUUGGAUUCGGGGUUUCUGCAGCUGCAAUGGCCCUUGGAUUGAUCAGUUUGCUUUGUGGAACACUUGUUUAUAGGAACACACCACCUCGAGGAAGUAUAUUCACACCAAUUGCCCAAGUAUUUGUGGCUGCAAUCACAAAAAGAAAGCAGAUUUGUCCAUCAAAUCUGGAGAUGCUUCAUGGAAGCCAUUGCAUUGUGGCCCAACAAAGCCUUUCUGGCAUGUCAUCAAAAGGCAGCACUCUUAUCCAUACGGAUAAGUUCAGGUUCUUAGACAAGGCGUGUAUCAAAAUACAAGAUGGAAGUAGUAGUACAAGUGAAAGUCCCUGGAGACUAUGCACAGUGUCCCAAGUGGAGCAAGUAAAAAUACUAAUCUCAGUUGUUCCAAUCUUCGCUUGCACCAUAAUCUUCAACACAAUUCUAGCUCAGCUCCAGACAUUCUCAGUCCAACAAGGAACUACAAUGAACACUCGCCUCACGCACAAUUUCAAAAUCCCUCCAGCUUCCCUUCAGGCCAUACCUUAUAUUAUGCUUAUAUUUUUGGUCCCUCUGUAUGAAAUCGCGUUUGUCCCCAUGACCAGAAAGUUCACUGGCAAAGAUUCAGGAAUCACGCCUUUACAAAGAGUUGGCAUUGGCCUUUUCAUCGCGACAUUCUCUAUGGUCUGCGCUGCUCUAGUUGAGAAUAAAAGAAGAAACUAUGCCCUGAACCAGAACAGGACACUGUCCAUAUUCUGGAUAGCUCCACAGUUUCUAAUUUUCGGCCUGUCGGAGAUGUUCACUGCUGUUGGACUUAUUGAGUUCUUCUACAAACAAUCAUUGGAAGGGAUGCAAUCUUUUUUGACGGCCAUGACCUAUUGUUCCUAUUCAUUUGGAUUUUAUUUGAGCUCUUUGUUGGUUUCGUUGGUUAACAAAAUAACCUCUAGUUCAUCAUCAGGAUCAGGUGGAUGGCUAAAUGACAAUGACCUCAACAAGGAUAGGCUAGAUCUUUUCUAUUGGCUGUUGGCUGCUCUUAGCCUAGUCAAUUUCUUUAAUUAUAUUUUCUGUUCCAGAUGGUAUUCUUAUAAUCCAUCUCUGUUACCUGUUGUCCCACUGCAUGAGCCACAACCACAAGGACAUGACCCUGAGAACCCAAAUUGAUGUGUAUGGAAUUGGGAAUUAAGCUAACUAUAGCUGUAGCAAUAGAAUGAAAUGAGUAGAAUUAUAUGUUGAUAAUA
Nicotiana tabacum (common tobacco) is the source of this 2795-nucleotide messenger RNA. Lineage: Eukaryota; Viridiplantae; Streptophyta; Magnoliopsida; Solanales; Solanaceae. The record is from RefSeq and is a predicted model, not a curated record.